CCGAACAGGCAGUGACCUCACGGCGCCAUAUUAAAAUGCUCCCUCCUCUUUGCCUAUGAGAUCGUAGCUUAGCAGCAGCAGCUAGCCGCCAGUCUGCUUUUUACAUCCACUGACAGAGGGCAACGCCGUGAUGGAGAUCGACUCGCUUCAAGAGGCGCUCCGAGAUUUUGAUAAGAAAGCAAAGACGGAGGAAUGUCCUCUUCUAGAGCAGUUUCUAUGUCAUAUUGCCAAGACAGGAGAGACAUUGGUGCAAUGGCCUCAAUUCAAGAACUACUUCCUGUUUAAAUUGGAGAAUGUGCUGGAUGACUUCAGAGCCUCGGCGCCUGAGCAAAGAGGUCCUGCAAAUCCAAAUGUCGAGUCAAUUCCAUUCGAAGAUAUGAAGGAGAGAAUCCUGAAAAUUGUCAAGGGAUACGACGGAAUUCCAUUUACGAUCCAGCGCUUGUGCGAGCUGCUCACAGAGCCCAAGAGGAACUACACAGGAACAGAUAAGUUUCUCCGGGGAGUGGAGAAGAAUGUAAUGGUGGUAAGCUGUGUCCACCCAACCUCAGAGAAAAAUGGAUGCAGCGCUGUCAGCAGAAUGAAUGGAGUGAUGCUUCCUGGGAACACAUCUGCUUUUACAGAGAGGAAAGUGAACGGUCCUGGAACUCCCCGACCGCUGAACCGACCAAAGUUGUCUCUGGCCAACUCACUAUCAGCUAACGGCCUGCCAGACAGCACAGACAACAAAGACCUCGACACAGAGCACGACGACGACAAAGACUCCAGGUAUUUAAGAACCAGCUCAAAUCUAAUCACCCUGUUCCACAUAUGUGACCCGCUCUAUCGAAAUCAGUCGGAAGUUCGUCUCCCCACAGAACCCAGCAGCAGCACGCAGGCCGAGGCGUGUUCGGGCUCCGGUGCGGAGGCGGAGCAGGCGGAGAGGGAGGUGCCGUGCGGCUCCCAGGAGGAGGGCAACGACAUGGAUCAGACGGAGCAGCAGGCGCCGGUCCUGGAGGGUCCGGAGAGCAGCAGGGACAGCGAGGAGAGCAGCAGCGACCCGGUGAGCAGCAGCAGCAGCGGGAGCAGCAGCAGCUGCAGCAUAGAGGAGGGGGCGGACGCAGCCAGAGAAGACGUAGCCCCCUCCAGCAGUACCUCCGAACCCCCUACAGAGGGCGCCAUGGAAAGUGCCACCUUGAACACUGGGACCACAGAGGAGCCCAUGGAGCAGGACUAAACUCACCCCCCCCCCAAAAUCCCCCUUCUCUACCUGCAGCCAUGUGUGACCAUAAACCAGCUUGUUCUUGAUUCCAGCUUGACUGUCACUGGGAGCGAGGAGAACUGCACCUCGUACACAAGACAAAACGCCUCGUCCCGCUUUCUUUUUUUGGACACUCCUCCGAAAAUACCUGGCAUUGAUGUUGGCAUACAAAUACAAUUUUUUUCAUUUGAAGUUUUAUUUCUUAACUGGAAUAUUUUAUUGAUCUGUUUUUAAGUUGUCGCUAAAAAGGGGUUGGUUUCCGCAGCCUUGAGAUUCUUGGUUGGAUUCUUCCUGUUUCUUUGUGUUCAGAAGUGGUCUGGUUCCUUUUCUAAUACCACUCCAGUUAUUUGGACAUUGACGGGAUUUGUAGUCGACGUUUUGUACCCUUUAAGCCCAGUGUACCACUACCAGGGUCCGAACAGCCAUACCAGCCCCUGGUUAUUUAUAAAAACGUUACAAGCUACCCCCACCAUUUCUGUUCCUGACUGAAGCUCAUGUAAAAAUGUGAUUUGAAGGUAAACCCCCACCGUCACUGUAUAUUGUUACUCCACCAUGUUCCACCAAGGAUGUUGACAACAUGCAUUGUUUUAAAAACGAUUUCUACAUCCUUAUAAGAUGGCUUUUUUUUUUAUUUCAUUGUGUCCUUAUAUUAUAAUUUUUUGCAAUGAUACACUACCAAUCCAACUAACAAUACAAUGGCCAUGCUACAAGGCAUCUUCUGUAAAAUUAUAUAUUUUGGAUGCAUAAAAACCCACCAUAAUUUAUAAAAAGCAUUUCAAUUGGUUAAUUUGUUUCGUCUGCCAGUUGUAGUUUACAAAAACCAGCUGUAAGUACAAAGACGCUUUCUUUGUAUCGUGAUGUCACCAUGUUGUUCCACCGGCCGAUAUCCAGAGCAGUUUCUGGUUCCAGUUCUACACCUGUUUUCUGCAGCUGUACCUUUUGAUAUUUAGAAUUUUAAAUUUCUGUAAAGUAGAUUUUUGUAGAUUGUAAUACGGUAUGUGUUCACUGCCUUUGUGAAACCAUAUAUAAUUGUAUAAUUUCUGUGUAUACUCUGAAUGCUUUUGCUUUCAGUGCGGUAUUCAGAAAACAGCAAUAAAUGUUAACAUUUUUA
This is a messenger RNA of Notothenia coriiceps (black rockcod), 2348 nucleotides long. RefSeq names its product serine/threonine-protein phosphatase 4 regulatory subunit 2-B. The record is from RefSeq and is a predicted model, not a curated record. The transcript has 8 exons. Lineage: Eukaryota; Metazoa; Chordata; Actinopteri; Perciformes; Nototheniidae. Bases 131 to 1213 code for a protein of 360 amino acids. Gene Ontology annotation, cellular component: cytoplasm; protein phosphatase 4 complex; nucleus. Gene Ontology annotation, molecular function: protein phosphatase regulator activity.